AUGCAUUACUAUUGGUACCUCACCAAUGAUGGCAUCAAGUUCCUUAGGAGUUACCUCAAUCUUCCAUCUGAGAUCGUGCCUACCACUUUGAAGAAAUCCACCAAGCCACUAAGUUGCCCUUUUGGCGGUCCUCCAGGCGAUCGUCCCUGUGGUCCAAGGUUUGAAGGGGAUAGACCAAGGUUUGGCGACAAGGAUGGGUAUCGUGGGGGUCCUCGAGGGCCUACAGGUGAGUUGGGGGGGGUGAAAAGGGUGGAGCGCCAGCUGACUACCAGCUCACUUUCAGGGUACGUUCUCUUCCCUGAGAUACUGUUAGAGAGUUAUCUCAAUCUUCCAUCUGAGAUCGUGCCGACCACUCUGAAGAAGUCCACCAAGCCACUAAGUUGCCCUUUUGGCGGUCCUCCAGGCGAUCGUCUCUGUGGUCCAAGGUUUGAAGGGGAUAGACCAAGGUUUGGCGACAAGGAUGGGUAUCGUGGGGGUCCUCGAGGGCCUACAGGUGAGUUGGGGGGGGUGAAAAGGGUGGAGCGCCAGCUGACUACCAGCUCACUUUCAGGGUACGUUCUCUUCCCUGAGAUACUGUUAGAGUAUGUGUGGCUCAUAUUUACUGUGUGCACAAUGUUUCGCAGCUCCUAUAACAAGACGAGAGUGUUGUCUUCGUUUCUUCCUCUCUUCCACAAACCCACAGCAGCCAUGAUUAUCACAGAGAAGAAUCGGAGAGAGAUCUCCAAAUACCUCUUCCAAGAGGGAGUGUGCUUUGCAAAGAAGGACUACAACCUAGCGAAGCAUCCAGAGAUCGAUGUACCAAAUCUCCAGGUGAUCAAAUUGAUGCAGAGCUUCAAAUCGAAGGAGUACGUGCGUGAGACCUUCGCUUGGAUGCAUUACUAUUGGUACCUCACCAAUGAUGGCAUCGAGUUCCUCAGGAGUUAUCUCAAUCUUCCAUCUGAGAUCGUGCCGACCACUCUGAAGAAGUCCACCAAGCCACUAAGUUGCCCUUUUGGCGGUCCUCCAGGCGAUCGUCUCUGUGGUCCAAGGUUUGAAGGGGAUAGACCAAGGUUUGGCGACAAGGAUGGGUAUCGUGGGGGUCCUCGAGGGCCUACAGGUGAGUUGGGGGGGGUGAAAAGGGUGGAGCGCCAGCUGACUACCAGCUCACUUUCAGGAGACUCUUUCAAAAUGCAAGUAAGGAGGAUGAGUAAGGAGGAUGGAUGUUUUGGGAAUGCAAUCGAGAGUUUAGUCGACGAGUUUGGUUGA
Molecule: messenger RNA, 1245 nt
Organism: Ilex paraguariensis (yerba mate)
Lineage: Eukaryota; Viridiplantae; Streptophyta; Magnoliopsida; Aquifoliales; Aquifoliaceae
Source: the annotation of a GenBank genome assembly